UCACUGUUGCUCAUUUCUUUGCGUCUGGUUUUCUUCCCCAAACUUUGUCAAACCCUCUCUUGUUCCUGAACAUACUUCAAAACUCUCUCUCUCUCUCUCUCUCUCUCUCCUUGCUCUCAGUUCCCAAAAACCCUGCCUUCUUCUCACCUCGAAAUGCUCGAGUUCAACCCCAUAUAGAAGCGAAAGAAUGAAAAAAUAUGUAAAAAUGUUUUCUCAUUGAUCUUCAACCUCACAAGCCCCCAGCCUUGUCCUCUAGCUUUAAUGGAAGGUAUGACCAAACCCAUAACAACAACAACCACCACUAACACAACUAGCACACUGAUCAGCGACAAAGCUUGUCCAAUAAGCUUAAAGCUCUCUUUCUGGUUCUCCCUCACAACUCGCCCACCUGGUCUGAUAGCGUCCAGCUUUGGUUCAUAGUAGUAUACGGUACUCUAUAUAUACUUUCUAUCAAAAAAAGAACUUUGGCAUAUAAAUGGGUUCCUACUCUUAUAACUCGAAAAAUUCUUCAUAUGGUUAUAAUAACCAAAACCCUUCAUUCGGCCCUGAGUUUCAGAGGCUGUUCGAUCCGUCCUCGAAUAGUCUAGGAGGGUUUAAUGGGGUUUUACGAGGCGGGUCUGCGCUGUCUCACUCUUUGGUUUUGGAUAGCGAGAAAGGAGAGCUUGUGAAAGCUCCGGCAAGAGUUGGGAAGAAAGGGGUGUCGGAGGCCAAGGCUUUGGCGGCUUUGAAGAGUCACAGUGAGGCAGAGAGGAGGAGGAGAGAGAGAAUCAAUGCUCAUCUUACUACUCUUCGCAGCCUUGUGCCUUGCACUGAUAAGAUGGACAAAGCUACAUUGCUUGCUGAAGUAAUCAGCCGAGUGAACGAAUUGAAGAAGAUUGCAUGUGAAGAAAGCCAAGGCUUUCUCAUUCCAAUGGAUGAUGAUGAAGUAAAAGUUGAACAAUGUGAUGAUGGAGCAGAAGAUGGUACAGUGUCUUACAGGGCAUCUCUCUGCUGUGAUUACCGACCCCAGCUUCUCUCUGAUCUAAGACAAGCUAUUGAUAAUCUUCAAAUUGAGUUGGUGAAUUCAGAAAUAUCAACCUUGGGAAGCAGAGUGAAGAAUGCGUUUGUUUACACUUGCCAAGGUGAAAAUAUGGACAUGGAGCAAUGCCAAGGUAUUGCAAAUAGUGUUCGUGAGGCCCUGAAUUCUGUACUGGAGAAAGCUGCUGCUGCUUCUGCCUUACCAGAAUACUCACCAAGAACAUUCCCAAGCAAAAGGCGAAGGACCACUUGCUUUGAUACCUCAUGUUCAUCUUCAUGAUGAAAACGCAGAAAUACCAUUAUUGAGUAAUCCUGUAUUGAGAAACAGUACCUCAAAUGGCCAAUAGUGAAGUAUCUUCUAAUGCUUCUAGUAGUCAUCAUAUAUAUUGAUUCCAUCUCUGUAAUCACAAACAUAGUAUGGAGAGGUUAAAAACUCCCAAAUGCUUUUAUGUAUUGUAAGACAUAACACCGCCAACAGACAUUGGAAUCAGUUGAGAUAAUUUAGUAGCGUCUUUGGGUUAUU
Messenger RNA from Quercus lobata, 1540 nucleotides. Its product is annotated as putative transcription factor bHLH107. Lineage: Eukaryota; Viridiplantae; Streptophyta; Magnoliopsida; Fagales; Fagaceae. Gene Ontology annotation, biological process: regulation of DNA-templated transcription. Bases 476 to 1297 code for a protein of 273 amino acids. The record is from RefSeq and is a predicted model, not a curated record. The transcript is spliced from 2 exons. Gene Ontology annotation, molecular function: protein dimerization activity; DNA-binding transcription factor activity.